Messenger RNA from Vanessa atalanta (red admiral), 4489 nucleotides. RefSeq names its product patched domain-containing protein 3 (gene Ptr). Lineage: Eukaryota; Metazoa; Arthropoda; Insecta; Lepidoptera; Nymphalidae. Gene Ontology annotation, cellular component: plasma membrane; cytoplasmic vesicle membrane. The record is from RefSeq and is a predicted model, not a curated record. The transcript is spliced from 11 exons. Bases 382 to 3564 code for a protein of 1060 amino acids.
UAUCAACGGAAAACAGGUUAUCCCAGAGAUGUGACUACGCAGUGACAAUAAACAUUGUGUUGAAGAUCGGAAUCCAGUACUGUGACGCGACAAAAAGUCCAUAGACUCGUAAAGGAUUAGGGUCUCGACGGGAAGCCACAAGUAGAGGUGGUCCUUAUCAAAAGUUUCAACAGCGUUCGGAGUGGGGCAAACGUUCCAGUCGCACACUUCGCGCUCAACCGCAGCUGACUAGCCGCGCCGCGCACGCGCAACUCCAUACCAAGUUCAAAAUAUGUUUACCGUUUCAGUGCUGAGGUGAAAACUAUAUUGUGACAGUGCGUUUUGUGUACGUUAAGGAUACGAGGAUUUAUUUUGUGAAGUGAUCGAGACCCAUAUGUCAAGAUGGGUUGUAAGCUGACAUUUGUGGACGAUGUCCUAAAUAGAUCUUUCUACAAUCUUGGGUUGAUAGUCGGCAAGCAGCCAGGCUACUUCAUAAUAAUACCAGUCCUCCUAACACUGCUCAUGAUUACUGGCUACCAGCGAGUGCACUAUGAAAUGGACCCAGAAUACCUAUUCUCACCAGUCAGCGGUCAAGGAAAGUUGGAGAGACGGAUAGUCGAAGAAUAUUUCAAAGUCAAUUAUACUCAUAGGUUCAAUGUUGGAAGGAUAACAAGAGCAGGCAGAUUCGGGCGAGUGAUCAUCGUUGCAAAAGACAACACAACAAACAUGCUUCGAACCGAAAUAUGGAAGGAACUUCGGCAGCUCGACGAAUACGUACAAAAUAUUACGGUGACUUUGGACAACGGUGAAACAUUUACUUACAGAGAGGAGUGCGCGCGGUGGGAAGGGCAAUGCUUCGCAAAUGACAUCCUUAAUCUGGACAAAAUUAUCGGCGAGGUGGAACGAGGCGAAUUAAAUUUGACUUUUCCGAUCAUGUUCAAUCCUGUUACGUGGGAGGCUCACGCUUUUCCCGUAUUCUUCGGCGGUUCGAAGGUGGUUGAUGAUAUUAUAGAAUCCGUUCCCGCCGUGCAACUCGUAUGGUUCAUUAGAACCGACAAUAAAUUGCAGGAGAAACGAGGUGCAGCUUGGGAAGAUGCGUUUCUAGACGCAGUCGGUGUAGCAGAAGACACGGGACGAUUCAAACAUAUUUCCAUAUCACGAUUUGCUUCACGUACACUAGAUCACGAACUCGAAAAGAACACAAAGACCGUCAUACCUUUCUUCAGCUCUACAUUUAUUCUAAUGGGAAUUUUCUCUAUCGUCACUUGUAUGAUGGGUGAUUGGGUUCGAUCUAAACCCUGGCUGGGGUUACUAGGGAAUAUAUCAGCAGUGAUGGCCACUUCAGCCGCUUUCGGUCUCGCGAUAUAUUUAGGCAUAUCUUUCAUUGGAAUUAAUCUCGCUGCGCCGUUCUUGAUGAUUGGAAUUGGUAUUGACGAUACGUUUGUAAUGUUGGCGGCAUGGAGACGCACUUCGCCCACUUUACCAGUACCGGAACGAAUGGCGAUAAUGCUCUCAGAAGCGGCCGUCUCUAUUACAAUAACUUCUGUGACUGAUAUGCUGUCUUUCUUCAUAGGUAUUUUCUCUCCAUUCCCAUCGGUGCAAAUUUUCUGCAUGUAUUCAGGUCUCGCCGUCUGUUUUACAUUUGUAUGGCACCUCACGUUCUUCGCUGGAUGCGUCGCUGUGUCAGGAUAUCGAGAGAAACAAAAUCGACAUACGAUCACUUGGUUAAAAGUGUUACCCGAAUCUAGAGCAAGGAAAGAAGAAAAAUCUUGGCUGUAUAGAGCAUUUUGCAGUGGAGGUAUAGACAAUGCGGAUCCAAACAAUCCUAUAGACAACAAAGAACACUGUAUUAUGGCAUUUUUCCGAACUACCAUGGCGAAUUUGCUAAACAAUAAUUUAGUCAAGGCACUGGUUAUAGUUGUGUUCUUAGUGUAUCUAGCUGGAGCUGGCUAUGGAGUGACGAAUUUAAAAGAAGGCUUGGAAAGAAGGAAACUGUCGAAAGUAGAUUCGUAUUCAGUCGAGUUCUUUGAUCGUGAAGAUCUUUAUUACAGAGAAUUUCCAUACAGGAUACAGGUAGUUAUUAGUGGAAACUACAAUUAUUCCGACCCGAAAAUCCAAGACGAAGUGGAAAUUUUAACACAAAGAUUGGAAAACACUUCGUAUAUAUCGAAUUCCCUUUACACCGAAUCGUGGCUUCGAACAUUCGUUAACUACGUAGAAAGAAAUAACGACUAUUUAAAUGUAUCCAUCGACACCGAAGAGGAUUUCAUUCAAAAUCUUAAAGAGUUAUGGCUGUUCCCUGCAAAUCCUUUUUCACUCGAUGUCAAAUUUAAUGAAGGUGGUAACGAAAUCAUUGCCUCAAGAUUUUUAAUUCAGGCCAUAAAUAUAAGCGGAACUAACCAUGAAAAAGAAAUGGUUAAAGCUUUGAGGGAAGUCGUGGCUCAAUCACCUUUAAAUGCUUCCGUAUUCCAUCCGUAUUUCGUUUUCUUUGAUCAGUUCGAGCUCGUGAGACCAACAUCGAUUCAAAAUCUCUGCUACGGUGCUUUAAUGAUGAUGAUAACAUCUUUCAUAUUCAUCCCGAAUAUUUUAUGCUCUUUAUGGGUCGCCUUCAGUAUAAUAUCUAUAGAAAUCGGCGUCGUAGGGUACAUGGCCUUAUGGGACAUAAACCUUGAUUCAAUAUCUAUGAUUAAUUUAAUUAUGUGCAUAGGUUUCUCUGUAGAUUUUACUGCUCACAUCUGUUACGCGUACAUGGCAUCUAAAGCGAAAUCUCCUAAACAGAGAGUCAGCGAAUGUUUAUACUCCUUAGGAUUACCGAUCGUUCAAGGCUCAUUCAGUACUAUUCUUGGUGUUGUUGCAUUAUUGCUAGCUGACAGUUAUAUAUUCUCUGUGUUCUUCAAAAUGGUAUUCAUGGUCAUUUUCUUCGGUGCAAUGCAUGGUCUGUUCUUAUUACCAGUUUUAUUAUCACUCUUCGGUCCAGGUUCAUGCACAAAACAAGAUGAAGACUUCAAAAUAUCAAAAGUCGAAAAAUUAUUCCCAAAUCCCUAUUGUUUACCACACCCACAAUUAGUUCUCAAUGAUCAAAUAUUCAGUGGAAAAAGUAUAAACCCGAAUGGCGUUUAUAAAAUUUACGGUGACGAUAAAGAUUUAGGCAUCGGCACAUCGGGCGAGGACACCAGUGAAAGCAGUUCCAACCAAUCGCAACGUCGUCAAAUCGGAAACAGUGAAAAUACCAGAAAGAAGUAUGAAGACGGGUGGAAGAAAUACAACAAUUUCUGUCAGAGCACAAGCCAGUUCCAACCUUCAGGAGAAUUGGAUCUGUACGGGCAGGAAAGUGAUCGCAUAUGGCAGAGACAAAGAUAUAGUAAUAAUCAUCGUGCUUUCGAAAACUAUAGAAAUCAAGGGCAUAGAGAUGAUGAUGGCAGAGCACGAAAAACGAGUGACACGAGCCCACAACGUGAGGGCGCGUACCGGGUGAUGCGAACGCACUCCCAUCACAACCUGCACAGGCAGAGUACUCCGAAACGUAGCAACUCCCAUCACAAUCUCGAACACUUAGAUUAUGUUGCGGAAAUGCAUUUCCCUUGACAUUAACCGAAUAACCUCUUUAAAUUACAAAUUAAAAUAAAAUCGUGUGCUCAAUUGUGGACCAAAGUAGUAUUAUUAUUUCCACCUGAAUUAAACUACGCGUAAAAACUGUAUUUUGUGUGUAGUAGAUAUGAAGUUCUGGAUCUGCAAUGGUAAGUCAAUUUGACAGUGUGGCUAAAUUACGGUCGCCUUAGAUAUAAUUAUAAACCAGUAAUACCUAAAGAUAGCUGUAUAAGGAGCUUAGAAUGUAAGAAUUAAAAGCAGUUUCGACUUUUUAUAAGCAAGGAAAUAUCAAAAUAGUGUAAAAUAUUAUUGUAUAAUGCGUUAUGUAAUGUGCGUUUUGCCAAAUAUAAUUCUAUAUAAACAAGUUGGUUGCAUACAUUUUGGGUAUAAAAUGAAACAGUGUGAUUUUUUUUAAUAAUUUAUUAAAACUUACGAGUUCCUAAGAAGUAUGUAAUGUAUAUUACACUAUUUCAGUCGACAUUGCUUAUGCUAUCAUUAAAUCUAAUCUGGCAAAAAAAUACCUACUAUUCAUAAACAUUUAUCAAACGUACAUAACUAAUGUAUGCUUUGUCUCUUUCUCUCAAACGAAGUAUGUCUUUGGAAUUAGUGAGACAAAGCAUAUAAUACUUAAAAUGCGAUUCAUAAACGGCUAUGAUUAUAAAGCCUUAUUAUUUUAGGACAUUUCUAUAGUGUGAUAAUUAUUAAUAAUUUUGGGUCGGGUGAGAAGUGCCUUAGAAAUGUGUAAAUAUGGGUGUAUUUAAAGUAUAUUAUAAGUUUUCAUUGUUUACGAAGCUUUAACGUUACCUGUAUCUUAUAGAUUGCUGUAAAUAUUUUUAUAUGUGAUACAUUUCUGAUGCCAUGUACCGUACACGUUUAUAGGUACCUUGACUCUAUUCUACGAGCAAUAACUACCUACCUUACU